AUGCACCGAACGGAACGCAGCUGCUCCGACGCCGGCCAGCCGGUCGAUGCACGGUCAUGUCGUGGUGCGACUCCAACCGACGUCUUGGAAGAGAAAGGUGUCGGCGCAGCGGCCGUGAGCGUCUCUCGCGUCCAUGCCAAUCCCCGUCGCGCAGUCGUUCCCGAUGGUGAGAGGGCAAAGGCGCUGGAGAAGAGGGUUCUGCGCAAGAUGGACGUCCGUUUGAUACCCACGCUGGCAUUGCUGUAUCUUCUCUCGUUUCUCGAUCGCGGCAACAUUGGCAACGCCAAGAUUGAGGGACUCCAGGAGGACUUGAACAUGACAUCCGACCAGUACAACUGGUGCUUGACCGUCUUCUUCUUCACCUAUGCGGCGUUCGAGGUGCCGAGCAACCUGCUGCUGAGGAGGCUUCGGCCCAGUCGCUGGCUACCCCUGAUCAUGGUCUCGUGGGGUCUCGUCAUGACCCUCAUGGGCAUCGUCCGAAGCUACCGCGGACUCCUCGUCGCCCGUCUGUUCCUCGGCGUGACCGAGGCUGGCCUGUUCCCCGGCGUCGCGUACUAUCUGACCAUGUGGUAUUGCCGGCAUGAGAUCCAGCUUCGCCAGGCGCUGUUCUUCUCCGCCGCUUCCAUCGCCGGCGCCUUUAGCGGCCUGCUCGCGUUUGCCAUCGGCAAGAUGCACGGCGUCGGAGGCCUCGAGGGGUGGCGGUGGAUCUUCAUCCUCGAGGGCAUCGCCACCGUCCUCGUCGCCUUCUUCGCCUUGUUUCUCAUGUACGACUUUCCCGACACCGCGCCGUUUCUGACCGAGGAGGAGCGGGAAUUCGUCCUCCAUCGUCUCAAGUACCAAGGCCAGACGGUCGGCACGACGACGGGGGACGAGGCCGACAGCGGCGCCGAGGACACGAACAUCCGCGUCGGCGAGGCGGACGAGUUUCGGUGGACCUAUGUCCGACAAGCCUUUUGCGACUGGCAGAUUUGGGUCAACAUAUUCGUGUACUGGGGUGUUGUCUGCCCGCUCUAUGGCGUUAGCCUCUUCCUGCCGAGCAUCAUCAAGAGUCUGCACUACAAGGCGAGCACGGCGCAGCUCAUGACGGUGCCCAUCUACAUCACGGCCGCCCUGUUCGCCGUCCUGUUCGCCUACUGCUCCGACCGCGUGGGGAAGCGCAGCCCGUUCAUCAUCGGGCUCAUGGUCGUCAUGAUGGCCGGUUUCGCCAUGUGCAUUUCGUCCACGAGCCCUCGCGUCGUGUACGGCGGCGUCUUUCUUGCCGCCUGCGCCAUCUACCCGGCGUUUCCGGGCAUCAUCGCCUGGCUAUGCAACAACCUGUCAGGCAGCUACAAGAGAGGCGCGGGCAUGGCCAUUCAGAUUGGCGUUGGAAACCUUGGCGGCGCCAUGGCGUCCAAUUUCUAUCGGCAAAAGGACAUCCCGCGAUAUUUUCUGGGGCACGCCUUGGAACUCGGCUUCAUCUUCAUCGGCCUCGUCGCCGCCGUCGGUCUCGUCGUGGCAUACGGCGUCAUCAACAAGAAAAGGCGCCAGGCCGUGCAGGCAGGAUCCCACCACGGCCUGACGGCGGAAGAGCUGUCGAAGCAGGGAGACAAGGCGGUCACCAGAAGACGCAGCAUGCCAAGCCAAAGGCUCCUCUCGACGGCCACGCACCGUUCUCGUCGGUUGACCUCCAUCUCCGUCUGCAAACGGGCCAUGGUUCUGGUUGGGAAUGCAGUCGACGAGCAAAUAGUUGAGGUGCUCCUGGAGGAGGAUGAGGCAGAGGCCAUAUGUGAUGCUGGUCGUCGCCGUCUUGACAAUCAUGCCCUCAACGCGGCCGCAGAGCAGAUGAGCAUGACAGAUGGAUGGGAGGACCGGAUUCGCCAGCAGCUCCUGCAGCUCAUGCAGCUCCUGCAGCUCCUGCAGCUCCUGAAGCUCCCACAGUCUCCUGAUCCCUCACGUGACGUGACGUUGCCAGAGGAGCCCCUCCCCCCUCCUUCAACUCCAACUGCAUCUGGUGGCGAGGUGGUGAGAAUUCUCGGACGACUUGCCAGAGCCAAGCAUCAUCCUGGCUCGAGACAGAGAGCAGCGUUUCCUGCUUCAUUCAAGAACGAAUCGAACAUGGCCGUCCAUGGGGACGCCCCAUCCUCGCCGGACAUGUGGAAGUUCCCCUCACGACGCAGCGUCGUCCACAGCACCGAGGGUAUCGUCGCCUGCUCGCAGCCGCUUGCGGCAAAAUGUGGCCUCGAGGUGCUUCGUGCGGGUGGAAAUGCAGCCGAUGCCGCCGUUGCCGUCGCGGCCGGCCUCAACGUGACGGAACCGUGCUCGACGGGCAUCGGCGGUGACAUGUUCCUCCUCUUCUGGGAUGCCAGCGAGAGGCGUGUCAAGGCCCUGAACGGCUCCGGCCGCUCGGGGGCCGAGUGCACGCUCGAGAGAGUCCGCGCCGACCUCGGAUUCGACCCCAGUGAUGCUGGGAAGCAGAUGCCCCCCCACAGCGUCCACACCGUCACCGUCCCCGGCGCCGCCGCAGGGUGGGUCGAUGCCGUCGAGCGAUUCGGAAGCGGCAGGGUGAGCAUGCAGCAGGUGCUCGGCCCGGCCAUCGAGCUCGGGGAGAAGGGGUUUCCCGUUUCCGAGGUGACGGCACACGACUGGAUGGCGGCCGAGCAGACGCUUCGCGAUGCCUCGCCCAACUUUGCCGAGAUGCUCAAGCGGGAUCCCGCCGCUCCCUCGGGCGUGCGCGCGCCGAGGCCCGGCGAGGUGAUGAGGAACCCGACGCUGGCACGGACGUUUCGCAGCCUCGCCGAGCACGGAAAGCCUGGCUUCUACAGGGGACGCGUCGCCGAGGAGCUCGUCAGGGUCGUGCGCGACCUCGGCGGUCACCUCGAGCUGGCCGAUCUCGAGCACCAUCUCGCCACCGGAAGCGAGCCGGUCGAGCCGAUAUCGCUCAAGUUCCAAGGCCAGGGGCUCGGCCGAGGCGACGGCGUUGAGCUGUGGGAGCACCCCCCCAACGGUCAGGGCGUCGUCGCCCUCAUGGCGCUCGGUAUCAUGCAGGAGAUGGAGAAGCAGGGCAAGAUUCCCGUCUUCGAGGCCGCCGACUUCAACUCGACGCCGUACGUGCAUGCCAUCGUCGAGGCUCUCCGACUCGCCUUUACCGACGCCCAUUGGUUCGUCGCCGAUCCCAACGUCACGGUCGUGCCGACGAGCGGUCUUCUCUCGGCCUCUUACCUCGCCGAGCGCGCGACGCUCUUCGAUCCGGCCAAGGCGGCGGUCCAGCUUCGCCACGGCGACCCUCCCGCCGAGCUCUCUCCGGCGCUUCGCAGCAGCGACACCGUCUACUUCACCGUGACGGACAGCCACGGCAACGCCGCAUCCUUCAUCAACUCCAACUACGCCGGCUUCGGCACCGCCAUCAUCCCUCGGGGCUGCGGCUUCACCCUGCAGAACCGCGGUUCUAACUUCUCGCUCGACGCUCGCCACCCGAAUCGGCUCGAACCACGCAAGCGACCGUAUCACACCAUCAUUCCCGGCAUGGUGACCAACCUGCGCGACGGCGAGCUUCACUCGACUUUUGGCGUCAUGGGAGGCUUCAUGCAGCCCCAGGGCCAUGUUCAGGUCCUUCUAGGACAGCUCAUCGGCGGGCUCAAUCCGCAGCAGGCGCUCGACGCGCCGAGGGUGUGCAUCGUCGCCGGCAUGCCCAGCAUGCCCGACGCCGAGGUCGAGUGGACGGUCCAUGUCGAGGAUGGCAUGCCGGCCGACACGAUUCUCGGUCUCGAAAAACUCGGACACGACGUCGUCUCGACCAAGGGCGCGCAGAGAGGACUGUUCGGUCGGGGGCAGAUCGUUCGGCGCACGCUCGACGCGGUGGAUGGAACCGUCGUUUGGUCGGCCGGCAGCGACAUGAGGGCCGACGGAGCGGCGUAUCCGGCGUAA
This is a messenger RNA of Drechmeria coniospora, 3903 nucleotides long. Its product is annotated as gamma-glutamyltranspeptidase. Gene Ontology annotation, molecular function: transmembrane transporter activity. Lineage: Eukaryota; Fungi; Ascomycota; Sordariomycetes; Hypocreales; Ophiocordycipitaceae. Bases 1 to 3903 code for a protein of 1300 amino acids. The record is from RefSeq and is a predicted model, not a curated record. Gene Ontology annotation, biological process: transmembrane transport. The transcript has 12 exons.